Lathyrus oleraceus (garden pea) is the source of this 2045-nucleotide messenger RNA. Its product is annotated as transcription factor MYB33. The record is from RefSeq and is a predicted model, not a curated record. The transcript is spliced from 2 exons. NCBI's taxonomy places the organism in Eukaryota, Viridiplantae, Streptophyta, Magnoliopsida, Fabales, Fabaceae. The coding region runs from base 263 to 1873 and encodes 536 amino acids.
UCUUCUUAAAUGAAAAAGCUGAAACAACAAGGCAAUGAAAGAAGCGCUUAUGCACGUCAAGAGGUUGCGUUCUUCAUCCAGUUCAUUGCUUGUGCCAGAAUUAUUGCUUUCAAGAGCCAUCAACACCGUCGACAUCGUGUAUUGCGUCAUCGUCACCGUGUUCGUGGACUCCGCGUUUACAUUUGAGAAAUCAAAGAUAUGUAUGUUUAAUUAUGUGUGCUAAAGUUUUCAAACUUUGUUAACUUUGUAGAUAUAUUGAAUCAUGAGUAGCAUUUCGACGCCAAAACGGAAAGAGUCGUUUUUAUCAAGUGGAGGUGAUGUUGGCAAAAGCCCAAAGCGUAGCCGGUCGGUAUUACCGGUGGAAGAAGCUGAUCGAAGAGGUAACGCGGAAGGAGGGGAAGGUAUUAUAAUGAAAGAUAGCCGGGCAGUAUUAUCGGGGGAGGAAGCUGAUCAAAGAGAUAACGCGGGAGGGGGAGAAGUUGCUCUAAAGAAAGGUCCAUGGACAAAGGAAGAGGAUGAAAUUUUGGUAGAUCAUAUUAAAAAGCAUGGAGAGGAAAACUGGAAUGCGGUCCAAAAGGAAUCCGGAAUUGCUCGCUGUGGGAAAAGCUGUCGUCUCCGGUGGUUUAAUCACUUGAGGCCGGGACUGAAAAGGGGACCAUUUACUGCUGAAGAAGAACGCAAAAUCCUCGAGUUCCACUUUCGGAAAGGAAGCAAGUGGGCUCAAAUGGCUGCCUUGUUGCCUGGACGUACAGAUAACGAGAUAAAGAACUUUUGGUACGCAAGAUCUAAGAAACGGCAACGAGCUGGCUUACCAAUCUAUCCUGAAGAGAUAACAUCAAAACCUGCAAUAAAUGGCAGUCAAGAAAGUGCUGAGGCAUUGGCAAAUGAAUCCAGCCAGCAAGUUGAAACAGAAACCUUUAACUUGGAUAUAACUGACUUGGACCUUAAAUAUUACAAAUUCAGCCCAGAUAUGUUGCCACCAUUUUUUGAUAUUCAAGAUUACAAAUCAAUAAGUGACUUGGUUGGACGGUACUCAGAUCCGUCUCAUAAUACCUUAUCCAUGCCUAGUGCAGUAGAUCAGCACAGAUAUUUGUUCAGUGGCAGUAGUGCUGCUGACCCGGAAGUAUUUGAUGAGUAUAGCCAAUAUGCUAUGUUGUCUACUCCAUGUGAUCCGAUUCUUGACACCAACCUUAUUCAUGGAUAUGAUAAUCCUAUACCUGGUUUUCAUGCCACGUCAAAUAUCUCUUAUCCUGAGCCCAUAUAUGGGUCCAUGAGGUUUGAGCCCCCUUCAUUCCAAAAUUUACCGCAACAGUGUAACUGGCCGCAACUUCCCUCAUUAGAGUAUAUUGACAUGUCGGUUCCGUGUCCUCCGAUUGAUCCUGUUGACAAGUCGGUUCCGUGUCCUCCGAUUGACCCUGUUGACAAGUCGGUUCCGUCUCCUUCGAUUGACCCAAUUGGCAAGUCGAUUCUAUUUCCUUCGAUUGACCCUUGUCCGUCCGUUCCAGAUUCUCCGGAUUACAAUCAUUUUAUUGAUUCAAUAAUAAACUUCAAUUCAGAUCAAAAUUUGAAAGGCUCAAAUAUUGAUUCAUUGCAAACAAACACUGAUAACAAGGCUCCCAAUGAAGCAGACACUAGUACACAAUGGAAUAGACUAGAUUAUGAUCAACACACUGAUAUAGUUACUCUAGAUUAUGAUCAACACACUGAUAUAGUUAGUCGCCAAAUAAACUUCUUAAAACGGGUCCACUCAAAAAUUAAAAACCCUGGAUCAUUCAAUCGGCUUCCAGCUUAUUAUACUUCCAACAACGAAUAUAAUUUGAAUCGAAAAGAUUUGGUGCUACCAGAUGCUGUGAUGGAUUAUGGUUGGUAUUGAGUAUAAAUGAUAAUCAAUAUGUUCUUGUAACUUAUGUAUUCGCUUGAUAAAAAAAUGUUCUGUUCUGAUUAACAUUCUUCGUCUUAUGAUUAAAGUUUUUCUUUUUUCAUUUGUUGAAGUCGAGAUUUCAAUUGGUUCAAUGUUAUGAAAAUGAUGGGUCCAUUAUGUCUUA